Molecule: messenger RNA, 2223 nt
Organism: Carya illinoinensis
Lineage: Eukaryota; Viridiplantae; Streptophyta; Magnoliopsida; Fagales; Juglandaceae
Exons: 5
Coding region: 1-2223 (740 amino acids)
Molecular function (GO): nucleic acid binding; RNA-DNA hybrid ribonuclease activity
Source: RefSeq, a predicted model, not a curated record
AUGGUAACAGAUGCAGUACUAGAGCACCUUAACACAAAGGCUGGCUUUCAAGCUAUCAAUCACACCUUCAUAACCCUCAUUCCAAAGAAGAAAUCCCCUGAGAAGGUCACUGAUUAUAGGCCAAUUAGCCUUUGUAAUGUGUACUACAAGAUCAUAGCUAAGGUCAUUGCAAACAAAUUAAAGACCAUCUUGCCAAAGCUAAUAUCAGACACUCAAAGUGCUUUUGUUUCAGGGAGAAUGAUCUCAGACAACACUAUUGUUGCUUAUGAACUCCUACACUCUAUGCAAAACAGAAGGAAGAAUGGUAGAGAAGCUUACAUGGCCCUCAAGCUUGAUAUGAGCAAGGCCUAUGAUAGGCUAGAGUGGUCUUUCAUUCAUCAAGUGUUUCAGCAAAUGGGCUUUGACAGAGAGUGGACUGAUCUGAUCAUGCAGUGUAUAGGAACAGUGACUUACUCAAUCCUAGUCAAUGAAGUGCUUUACUUGGCUCUGAACUUGGCUGAGCAGCAGGGCUCCAUCUCUGGUUUCCCUCUUUCAAGAGGCUCUAUAACAGUUAAUCACUUAUUUUUUGCAGACGAUAGUAUGGUCUUCUAUAGGGCACAUCAGCAGGAAUGGACCAAUCUUCAGCUUAUCCUCAAUUCUUAUGAAGCAAGUUCUGGUCAGAGACUCAACCUAGAUAAGUCCUCAAUUUACUUCAGCAAGAACACAAGCCAAGUAGCCCAAACUUCCAUUCUAAACUUGGCUGGUAUAAAGGCAUCGGGUCCUUUUGAGAAGUACCUAGGACUACCUUCUCUUGUGGGAAAAAACAAGGGCAGAUCUUUUACUCCUAUCUUGGAUAGAAUCAAGGCUCAAAUGAGCAAUUGGAAAACAAAUCUCUUGUCCUCAGCCGGGAAAGAAGUCUUGUUGAAAUCAGUUAUUCAAUCCAUUCCCACAUAUUGCAUGGGAAUCUUCCCAAUUCCCAAAGGAAUCCUGAGAAACAUAAAUAAGCUAAUGCAAUCUUUCUGGUGGGGGAUAAAUAACCAGAAGUCUAAAAUGCACUGGCUUAGUUGGAAAGGAAUUGCCUCCAAGGUUCUUAAAGCCAAAUACUUCCCCUCUAGUGAUUUUCUCUCGGCUAAAGUCAGAGGAAGUGAUUCUUUUGUGUGGAAAAGUAUAACAACAGCUAGGCCACUAUUGGCUGAAGGUCUCCUCUGGAAGAUUGGAAAUGGCAACUCAGUAAGGGUUUGGUCAAACCGCUGGCUGCCUACCCCUACAUCUUUCAAGGUUCAAUCUCCUCUCAGGAUUCUCGGUUCAGGAGCUACUGUGAGCUCUCUAAUAGAUCAGGAUACUCACUCCUGGAACCUGCCUCUCAUACAGAAUGUCUUCCUUCUUGAGGAAGCAGCAAUCAUAUCCAAGCUACACAUCAGUCCUUGCAAUAGCAGGGAUAGGCUUACCUGGAGGUGCACCACAAAUGGCAUGUUCACAAUAAAAUCAGCUUACCACCUACAGGUUUCUAUGAAUGAUAGUAGGAAUAAGCAGGGCUCUCGACCUCCUAACCAAGGGGCCCUAUGGAAACAGUUGUCGAAGCUUAAAGUGCCAAGCAAAAGACCACAGCUCAUGUUCUAUGGUCAUGCAAAGCAGCCUAGGAUGUUUGGAGCUGUGGCUCGAGAAGACUCCAAAAGUGUCUCCACGAUUGUCUCCACGAGAAAGAGUGAAUUGGAAGAGCUCAACAGUCAACCAAAGGAGCAACCUCUCCCAACUCGGACACCAGUUAAGUGGUGCAAGCCUCCUACAGAUUUCUACAAAAUAAACUGGGAUGCAGCGAUUGACAGGGUGAACUGCAUGGUGGGAAUUGGAGUGGCAGUCAGAGAUUGGGAUGGUCUUGUCACAACCACCCUUAGAAGUCCUAAAAACUCCUUCCCUGAUCCUCUUCUGGGAGAAGCUUUGGCUGCCUUGCGAGUUGUGCAGUUGGGUCUCGAAAUUGGUCUCCACAAUGUCAUCUUUGAAGGGGACUCUAAGCUGGUGGUCAGUGGGAUUAACAAUGGUGCUGAGGACUGGAGUACUGCGGGCUUGAUCUUUCUUGACAUAAAGAAACUUUUGUUUUCCUAUCAUACUUGGUCUUUUAGGCAUGUACCUAGGCAGGUCAAUGUAGUGGCACACAUCCUAGCUAAAAGUUCUUUGGAACUUAGUUUGGAGUCUGUUCUUGUAGAGGAUUAUCCUCAAUGCGUCUGUAACCUUCUAUGCUUAUAG